GAAGUCAUGGGGAAGACGAAAUUAAAAAGGAAAUCACAUGGACAUGAGAGCUCAUCCCCUCCUCUUUUAUAACUCAGAGCUAUCAGGAGAGUUGAUAGGAAAAUUAGAAAAGCAUCAGAGAGAAGGGAAAGCCUGGAGCUUCAGAAAGGAGAGAGUAAGAGAGAAGCCAACAUGGCUUCUAAGGAGCCCAAGAGAGCAGCUCUGCACCAGAAGUUGCAGCUUCUUCGUUCUAUUACUAACUCUCAUGCUCUAGACAAAACCUCGAUCAUAUUGGACGCUACAAAGUACAUCGAAGAGUUAAAGCAAAAGGUAGAAAAACUGAAUCAAGACAUAGCCACUGCAGAGACUACUUCAAAAAACCAAAAUCAUAUGCCUAUGGUUACAGUAGAAACCCUAGAGAAGGGAUUCCUUAUAAAUGUUUAUUCAGCCAAGAGCUGCCCAGGUCUUCUAGUUCCCAUAUUGGAGGCCUUCGAAGAGAUGGGUCUCGAUGUGAAGGAAGCUAGGGUUUCAUGUUCAGACACUUUCAGAUUUCAGGCUGUAGGAGGAGAAAUAUGGUGGAAUGGUUUGUAGGAAGAAGAAGAAGGUGACAGCAUGGAUGCAGAAGCAGUGACGCAAGCUGUGGGAAGAGCCAUUGAGAAUUGGAGAGAGAGUACGAGUCAACAGUAGCAAUGAUAUUGAAGACCGGUAGUGUGCUAUUUUCUCUCUGGUGCUUAAAUGCACUGAUGCUAUAGCAAUUAGGGUUGUUUUUGUCUUUUUCUGGUGAUAUAUAUAGCAUUGCUUUCUCUUAAUGCACUGAACUUCUCUCCAAAUGUGUUGGUCCAUGAUCAAACACUUGCUUGGUGCAAUUGCCAACACUUUGAGCGGUCAA
Messenger RNA from Prosopis cineraria, 868 nucleotides. Its product is annotated as transcription factor SCREAM2-like. NCBI's taxonomy places the organism in Eukaryota, Viridiplantae, Streptophyta, Magnoliopsida, Fabales, Fabaceae. Gene Ontology annotation, molecular function: sequence-specific DNA binding; DNA-binding transcription factor activity; protein dimerization activity. The record is from RefSeq and is a predicted model, not a curated record. Bases 172 to 570 code for a protein of 132 amino acids. The transcript has 4 exons. Gene Ontology annotation, biological process: regulation of DNA-templated transcription. Gene Ontology annotation, cellular component: nucleus.